This is a messenger RNA of Charadrius vociferus (killdeer), 2929 nucleotides long. RefSeq names its product WW domain containing E3 ubiquitin protein ligase 2 (gene WWP2). Gene Ontology annotation, molecular function: protein binding; ubiquitin protein ligase activity. Gene Ontology annotation, biological process: regulation of monoatomic ion transmembrane transport; ubiquitin-dependent protein catabolic process; negative regulation of transcription by RNA polymerase II. The record is from RefSeq and is a predicted model, not a curated record. Lineage: Eukaryota; Metazoa; Chordata; Aves; Charadriiformes; Charadriidae.
AUGGCCGCUGCGAGCUCCAGCAGGGCCAGGGCUGGGCCACCCUGCGAGAAGUCCCAGCUCUCUGUGAAAGUCGUGUCUGUGAAGCCCAAGGUGCACAGCCGCCCAUCGCGGAUGAACUGCUACGUGGAGGUGGCGGGCGACGGGCUGCCCAGCGAGACCAAGAAGACGGGGAAGCAGAUCGGGAGCUCUGAGCUGCUGUGGAACGAGAUCCUCAUCCUGACUGUCACAGCUCAGAGCCACUUGGACCUGAAGGUGUGGAGUUGUCAUACCCUGAGGAACGAGCUCGUGGGGAAGGGGUCAGUGUAGCUGUGGCCUUUGCUCCGACGGGGAGAGCGGUUGGAGAACAGGCAGCUGACCCUGGACCUCCAGACGGAGAACAAAGGCAGUGUUGUCUCCGGCGGAGAGCUGACGAUUUUCCUGGACGGGCCUGCUGUUGAUCUGGGAACCCUGCCUAAUGGCAGUGCCGUGACAGAGGGUGAGUGCCGCCCGUCUCCGCAUGCAUGCGGAGGCUCUGAGCACGAGGGGGAGAGGAGUGGUGCUGAGAGCACGGCCCCCGGCACCUCUGGGCAAGCGUCCGAGUGCCAGCAGCCGCCUCCUCUCCCAGGGUCCCAGGUGCCGGGACGGGCCCCCAGCAGCGUGGCUGCCGCCACGGAGAGCAGACACCAGCCUCCCAGUACAAACUGCUUUGGAAGCAGACCAAGGACGCACCGACAUGCGGCUGGAGUGGCCAGGCAAAACACGGGGAGCGGAGAGCAAAGUCCCAGUGCCAGGAGCCGGCACCGGCAGCAGGCCAAGAGCUCGCAGCAUGCCAGCAUGGCCAACGGCACGGCCAACGGCACAGUGAACGGAGAUGUAGUGGGUGCUGCAGACAUUGAAGAGGAAAGGCCGACAGCAGGAGCGAGUGUAGCGACCCCGGCGUCGUCGAGCGCGGCUGACAGCUCUGCUGCUCCUGCCCUUCCUGCCCUGACCAGCUCUGGAGAGGCAGAGGAAGCAGCCUCUGGUUCCAGCGCCCCACCGGCCCGGGCAGCAAUGCUGGCCCUGGAUGCUCUGCCCCCCGGGUGGGAACAGCGAGAGCUGCCUAAUGGUAGAGUCUACUAUGUAGACCAUAACAACAAGACCACCACGUGGGAAAGACCUCUUCCUCCAGGGUGGGAGAAACGCGUGGAUCCUCGAGGCAGGUAUUACUAUGUGGACCACAACACCCGGACCACCACGUGGCAGCGCCCCACGGCCGAGUACGUCAGGAACUAUGAGCAGUGGCAGUCCCAGCGAAACCAGCUCCAAGGAGCCAUGCAGCAGUUCAGCCAAAGAUUCCUGUACCAGUCAUCUGGCGCUCCGUCCGACAAUGAUCCUCUCGGUCCUCUUCCUCCUGGCUGGGAGAAGAGACAGGACAAUGGGCGAGUGUAUUACGUGAACCACAACACACGGACCACCCAGUGGGAAGACCCUCGCACACAAGGGAUGAUCCAGGAGCCGCCGCUGCCUCCCGGCUGGGAGAUGAAGUACACAAACGAGGGUGUGCGCUACUUCGUGGACCACAACACUCGCACCACUACCUUCAAGGACCCACGCCCUGGAUUUGAGUCUGGGAGCAAGCAGGGUGGCUCCCCAGGGGCGUACGACCGAAGCUUUCGCUGGAAGUACCACCAGUUCCGCUUCCUCUGCCACUCGAACGCGUUGCCCAGCCACGUGAAGAUCAGUGUUUCCCGACAGACGCUCUUUGAGGAUUCCUUCCAGCAGAUCAUGAACAUGAAGCCGUACGACCUGCGGCGCCGUCUGUACAUCAUCAUGCGAGGAGAGGAGGGCCUGGACUAUGGUGGCAUCGCUAGGGAGUGGUUCUUCCUACUGUCUCAUGAGGUGCUCAACCCCAUGUACUGCCUCUUUGAAUAUGCUGGCAAGAACAACUACUGCCUGCAGAUCAACCCUGCUUCCUCCAUCAACCCCGACCACCUCACCUACUUCCGCUUCAUCGGCCGCUUCAUUGCCAUGGCUCUGUAUCAUGGGAAGUUCAUCGAUACCGGCUUCACAUUACCCUUCUACAAGCGGAUGCUGAACAAGCGGCCCACGCUGAAGGACCUGGAAUCCAUCGACCCCGAGUUUUACAACUCCAUCGUCUGGACCAAGGAGAACAGCCUGGAGGAGUGCGGCCUGGAGCUGUACUUCAUCCAGGACAUGGAGAUCUUGGGCAAGGUGACCACCCAUGAGCUGAAGGAGGGCGGCGAGAGCAUCCGGGUGACAGAGGAGAACAAGGAGGAGUAUAUCAUGCUGCUGACGGACUGGAGGUUCACACGGGGCGUGGAGGAGCAGACCAAGGCUUUCCUGGACGGAUUCAACGAGGUGGUGCCGCUGGAGUGGCUGCGGUACUUUGACGAGAAGGAGCUGGAGCUGAUGCUGUGCGGGAUGCAGGAGAUCGACAUGAACGAUUGGCAGAAGAACACCAUCUACCGGCACUACACCAAGAACAGCAAACAGAUCCAGUGGUUCUGGCAGGUGGUUAAAGAGAUGGACAACGAGAAGAGGAUCCGGCUGUUGCAGUUUGUGACGGGGACCUGUCGUCUGCCCGUCGGGGGGUUCGCGGAGCUCAUUGGCAGCAACGGGCCCCAGAAAUUCUGCAUCGAUAAAGUUGGCAAAGAGACAUGGCUGCCUCGGAGCCAUACAUGCUUUAACCGUCUGGAUCUCCCUCCCUACAAGAGCUACGAACAGCUGAAGGAGAAGCUGCUUUAUGCGAUUGAGGAGACGGAAGGAUUUGGACAGGAGUGAUGGAGCUUUGGUGCUUUCCCAGGGUGGGGAGGGCCCUGGACCGCUGCCGGCCAUGAGCCCUCUCCGCAGGAUGGUGCGCGGGCAGCUGCGGACGCUGUUGCUCUUGUUCCUGCGCAAGACCUGCACUAACGCAGCCCUGGGGGAAACGGGUCUGUGUUUCCCUCCCCAA